AUGGCAUUCUUCGAGGCUCUUAAGAAUAAGGCUGUAAAUACUUUGAAUCAAGUAUUGGAUAAGAAUAAUGCUUCUGGUUUAACUAGAGAACAAUUAUUCUGUUUACAACAUCAUAUACCUGAUAAGGAACUUAUAAUAUGUGAAUCAGCUGCUGAAAUUGGUAUCAAAUCAGAAUAUUCACGUGAUAUUUAUAACAAUGAAAGCAAUGCAUUUCCACAGGGGAAGCUUUAUUUAACUGAACAUUUCUUGAUCUUUCGAGAUGCUUUUGAUAAACAAAGUUGUUCAUUUAGUUUACAUUUAUCCACAAUUAAGAAAGUUGAAAGAUUACCCACAAGUGACUAUGGAUUUGCCUUGAAGCUUAUUACAUAUAGUAAGAUUCAUAUAACGACAUAUUUAGUUGGCAUUAGAUCUGAUAGUGAACGAUUUGCUCAAUUUUUACGAAUGUCAUUAAAGAAUAAUUUGAAAUCAUCUGGGAAAUUACCACCAUUUAUUCAAACAUGUUAUUCGGAGUUUUUGUUAGUGAAAAAUAAAUUAUCAGAUGAAAAGGUUGAACACGUUCCUCCAGGUGGAUUGGGACUUGUAUUUAAAUUCCCGGGGAAUCCUAAAGAAUCUAAAGAUAAAGCAAAAAUGAAACUUUGGUUUGAUUUAUUUCAAAUUGAGGGCCGUAAUUUAUCUAUGAUCAAAACACCCAGAUUUUAUAAAUUGAUAAGAGUAGGAUUGCCUAAUCGAUUAAGAGGAGAGAUUUGGGAAUUAUGUAGUGGAUCAAUGUAUUACCGUUAUGAACACCAAGGUGAAUAUGCUCAAAUUUUAUUGGACCAUAAGGAUAAGAAGUCAUUUGCAAUUGAAGAGAUCGAAAAAGAUUUAAAUAGAUCAUUACCAGAAUAUGCUGCCUAUCAAUCCAAUGAAGGAAUCGAAAGACUAAGAAGAGUGUUGACAGCUUAUUCUUGGAAGAAUCCAGAUGUGGGAUAUUGUCAAGCGAUGAAUAUUGUUGUAGCGGCAUUACUUAUUUAUAUGUCAGAAGAACAAGCUUUUUGGGCCCUUAAUUUAUUAUGUGAUCGGAUUGUUCCUGGUUAUUAUUCAAAGACUAUGUAUGGAACUUUAUUGGAUCAACGAGUAUUUGAAUCGUUGGUUCAAAAUACAAUGCCUAUCUUAUGGGAGCAUAUCACCAAGCACGAUAUUCAAUUAUCGAUAGUUUCAUUACCCUGGUUCUUAUCAUUGUAUUUAUCUUCUAUGCCUUUGGUGUUUGCAUUCAGAAUUUUGGAUGUUUUUUUCAUGCAAGGACCCAAGACAUUGUUUCAAGUAGCUUUAGCUGUUUUGAAAUUAAAUGGGGAGAUAUUAUUACAAACCGAAGAUGAUGGAGCAUUUAUCUCGAUAAUUAAAGAUUAUUUCCAAACAUUAGAUCAACCAUGUCAUCCAAACUCACCUAAUCCGAGAUUUAAGUCCAUUACAAGAUUCCAAGAACUCUUAGUGACUGCAUUUAGGGAAUUCGCUAUUGUGAAUGAGGAUAUGAUAAAUAUUCAUCGUAAUAAGCACCGAGAUUCAAUAUUUCAAAAUAUUUCCACAUUUGUCAAACGAACCGAAAUCAGGAAUUUGCCAAGAACUCCAAAUAUCCCAGCACAGACAUUGGAGAUUUUAUACGAUAGAUUCUAUUCCGUUAUUGAAGGAGAGCAACGCAAUUUAACCAAAGGAAGUGGAUCGAGUCUUAUGGACUAUAAAUCGUUUCUCAAAUUUAUGGCAGACAUUUGUGAUUGGAUCCCACAGCCUCCAAAAUCACAUACUUUUAUGAAACGAUUAUUUACCGCUUGGGACAAUGAACAACAGCAAGCGCUCUCAUUUGGAGAUUUAUUACUUGGAUUAAAUAAACUUGUCGAAUCUGAUCUUAUGACGUCGAUGUCGAAUUUCUUUGAGCUUUAUGAUCUGAAUCAUGAUGGAAAAGUGGAUCGGGAAGGCAUAUUACAAAUGUCGGAAGAUUUAUUGUUUGUUACCAGUGUGUGGAAGGAUGGGAUCAUGUUUGAUGAACUCACCCAGCAUGAAAUCGAGAAUGAGUACGUGGAUGAAAUCAUGGCUCACGGAGUUCCAACUACGAAAAAUAAUGGAGAUAUUGAAGUCAAGCUUCAAGCAGGUGGAUUUGAUAUCCAUCGUGAGAAAUUCGAAAAUAAACAAGUUGAAAGAUAUCUAAGAGCAGCAAGUACGUUUAUUCAACGUGCUUUUGAGUAUGCCCAGCCUUAUCAAGAAGAAGAAGUGCUUAUCAAGGAAUUAUCAAUUGUUGAUGAAAAAAUCCGUCAUAAUGCCGCUUUGGAUCCUCAAAAACCAGUAUUCCUUAAUCUCCCUACUUUCCGAAUGGUUAUCUUAGCUGAUGAGACAUAUGAAUUGUUAUUUAGUUCUACACUUAGGUGUGCUACUCAUUUGGAUAUGCCCUUAGAUUCAAAGGUGGGAGAUCCAAUCCGGAACUUGAGAGAUAUGUUUGAUGGAUUGGUAGCUGAUGGAAGAAAAGUUGCCACCAAAGUCAGAUUGAGAAUGGAUUCACGUGCUGGAAAUAAUCCUAAUUCAAGUAGUGUGUCUACCAAGAGUAAAGAAGAAGAGGAAGAAGAUGAAGAGGCAGAUGAUGAUUUUGGUGUGAUUUCAAUUGAUGAGAGUGAUAAAGAUCUUCUUAUGGCUACUGAGGCACAAGUAUUGGCUGAUCCAAUUAGAAAGGGUGCUGUCAAGAAUGAUGAGGUGGCAAAGUUUCAUGAAGCAGAAAAGGCAGCUGCAUUAAGUAAGAAGAAACAUAAAGACCUGAAUAUAAAUGAUGAGAAUUUAAUUGAGUUUGAAUCAUAG
Hemisphaericaspora subhashii is the source of this 2817-nucleotide messenger RNA. RefSeq names its product Gyp2p (gene GYP2). Lineage: Eukaryota; Fungi; Ascomycota; Pichiomycetes; Serinales; Debaryomycetaceae. The record is from RefSeq and is a predicted model, not a curated record. The coding region runs from base 1 to 2817 and encodes 938 amino acids. The transcript has a single exon.